Brassica oleracea var. oleracea is the source of this 876-nucleotide messenger RNA. RefSeq lists its product as uncharacterized. The coding region runs from base 1 to 876 and encodes 291 amino acids. Gene Ontology annotation, molecular function: nucleic acid binding; RNA-DNA hybrid ribonuclease activity. The record is from RefSeq and is a predicted model, not a curated record. Lineage: Eukaryota; Viridiplantae; Streptophyta; Magnoliopsida; Brassicales; Brassicaceae. The transcript has a single exon.
AUGUGGAAAGCGUUGAAUGAAGCACUGCCGGUGUUUGAGCUUAUUAUCAAAAGAGGAAUGCAGAUUGAUGGUAGAUGCCAGAUGUGUGGCGUCGAGGGAGAGUCCAUUAUACAUGCUCUUUUCCAAUGUGAUCCAGCGAGACAAGUGUGGGCAUUAUCUGAGAUUCCUCAUUCAGAGAUUGGUUUUGAGGAAGAAAGUAUGUUUGGAAGCUUAAACUAUCUGUUAAAGUUGAAGAACAGUAAACGAGGCGAGGUAAAAGUGAUUAGAACAUGGCCGUGGCUGUUAUGGGGUAUUUGGAAGAGCAGAAACGAAUUGAUUUUUAAGGGUAGGAGAUGGUCACCUGAAGAGAUUAAGGAGAAGGCUGUAAAUGAAGCAGAGGAAUGGUUUUUAGUUCAAGAAGUAGAAGAAGAAACUAAUAAGAGGAGUGUUAAUGAGGUAGUGUCGAUUAAAAGGAAAUGGAGUCCCCCUAGAAAAGAUUGGUUGAUGUGUAAUGUGGGCUUUGAUUGGGUAAAGCAAACGAAGUUGAUGGGUGUUGCGUGGGUCGUAAGGAAUCAUAGAGGAGUGGUUCUUAUGCAUAGUCGUAGAGUGUUUUCGAAUGUACGUAGCUUGGAUGAAGCAAGGCUGGUUUCAAUUCUUUGGGCAGUGGAAAGCAUGACGAGUCUGCAUUACAACAAAGUGGUGUUUACAGGGGAUUAUAAAGAGAUUUUCAUGGCGGCGCAGAAACCACUCCAUUGGCAUGCCUUGCGUUAUCAUGUGGUGGAGUUGAAUCAGCUUCUGAGGCGGAUGUCGGAUUAUCAGCUCUUGAGCGUUUUGAAGGAGGAAAACAGAGGAGCGGUAAUCAUUGCUCAAAGCAUUACCAGAGAAGGAAGAAUGUAA